This is a messenger RNA of Lentinula edodes (shiitake mushroom), 1228 nucleotides long. RefSeq lists its product as uncharacterized. NCBI's taxonomy places the organism in Eukaryota, Fungi, Basidiomycota, Agaricomycetes, Agaricales, Omphalotaceae. The record is from RefSeq and is a predicted model, not a curated record. Bases 278 to 1165 code for a protein of 295 amino acids. The transcript is spliced from 6 exons.
ACUCGGAUGAUGAAGACGGUCCUCUCAAAAAUGUCUAUAAUCAGCCUUCGCACUCUGAACCAGAUCUGAUUGUUAGUCCCAUUUUUUGAUCUGCUGCUAACAUUCGCUCUGAUCGUUUAUCUUGGUUAAGCAUGGUAGCCAUGUCCCCCGACGCACCACGUUCCAUCCCAACUUUGAUGUCAAGAGAACUUCACAACAACUGUCUUUCCGCGACACUGGAAACAAAGUACCAAUUGAACUAAACAAUGUCGCUGACCGCUCAACGAAACGGGCUAAGAUGAAGCAAUCAGAAUCCCGAAUGCCUGACAAAGCCUUGACAACUACAAUCCAGCCAAGAGCGGAGCCUGCGGAUUUGAUUUUACUUGAUCCUAAGACAGUUGCUUCUAUCCUACGUCGCGCAAUCUCUACACCAGAAACGCAAGAUUGCAAACCCGAGCUGAUUACUACGCGGCAAGAAUUGAGCUCCACGUUCGGUGGUACAAUCACACAAUUUGUCACGGGCUAUCCGGUUGCCUAUUCUUCCAUGCUCAGGAAGGUCAAGAAGAUACCAAAUGCCACUCAACACAAGCAACGGUACUUCAUUUUCCCAAAUAAAACACCAGAAUUCAAUGCCCAUUUUCCUUCUCGUCCUGGUGCCCAUGGACUUAUGUUCGGCAUGAGACCGAGGAUGGAACAUCUCUUGGAGGACAAGAAUGCAUCAAUAUUCGAACUUUUUGUGCCAGUGAACAGAGCUCAGUGCGGCGUCAACAUGUUUACAGUUCCCACAAGUAAAGUCCCUGUUGAGUAUUAUGGGACCUAUAAACUUGUUAAGCAGGGGUCAAUGCCAGCCCAGGACUUCGCUCGACAACCUCAAUCUGUACAAGAAGCAAUUGCUUCAGAAAUCAUUGAAAUCGGUCCAGGAGGUCCCGCUUGCUAUCUGUUCAUGAGAGCAAGAUCUGCAUGUAGAAAGCAAGGUAGACCAAUUGACCUGGAAUGGUCAGUAGAUGGUCAGGAAGCACGACGAAAUUUAAACACAAUUGGGUCAGAUGCCAGGAAGAAAGAUAUUAUCAGAGACCUUUCCCAUGGUACUGAAAAGCUUCCUAUGUUUAGUCUUGAAUGCAUUAAAUAUGACAAAGAGCUCGCGAGCAGCAUAAUUUAUCACCUCUCUCAUAAAGAUGAACCUUGAACGCACAAAGGGAUUGCGAUAAAAGGACAUCAAAAAGGGCAACUUUUAGCUAGCGUGCGUCGU